AUGCUGACCACUCUGCCCAUUCUGUUCCUCCUGUGUUGCUUUUUUGCUCGCUUUGUCUUUCUCGAUCAACGAUCCCUACGGCAUUCCAUAGACCUUGGCAUUUCCACUCUCGCUCAAGCAUGGGGGCUGGAGAGAGGGGGUCGGUGGGCUUGCACGGCCACCCAUUUGUCCUACCGCCGACGCCCUCCCGCCUCUCUCCUUUGGGGGGAGGCUUGCCUGAAUCUUGGAAUUGGUUGGGUUUCUUUCGAGGAGCCCAACCUAUCUCUUUUUACGUUACAUAUAUUACGUAAGCAUGACAAUGGCACGUACUGUCAUUUUUAUAUGCCCGCAGAAGAGACCCAAACACGAUCAGAUGCCAAGACUGUGACUGACUGA
Molecule: messenger RNA, 375 nt
Organism: Mycosarcoma maydis (corn smut)
Lineage: Eukaryota; Fungi; Basidiomycota; Ustilaginomycetes; Ustilaginales
Exons: 1
Coding region: 1-375 (124 amino acids)
Source: RefSeq, a predicted model, not a curated record